Tripterygium wilfordii is the source of this 744-nucleotide messenger RNA. RefSeq names its product defensin-like protein 1. The transcript is spliced from 2 exons. NCBI's taxonomy places the organism in Eukaryota, Viridiplantae, Streptophyta, Magnoliopsida, Celastrales, Celastraceae. Bases 1 to 249 code for a protein of 82 amino acids. Gene Ontology annotation, biological process: defense response. The record is from RefSeq and is a predicted model, not a curated record.
AUGGCGAAACUACUCGGUUCUUCCUCUUCUUAUGCUAUUUUCUUCCUCUCCCUCUUUCUCCUUCUGCUGAUUUCUGCUGAAAUGCCAACAACAGAAGCUGGAAACUGCGAGAAACGAAGCACAACAUGGUCAGGGCCUUGUUUAAACACUGGCAACUGUGACCGACAGUGCAAGGACUGGGAGCAUGCGUUACAUGGAGCUUGUCAUGCACAGUUCCCUGGAUUUGCAUGUUUCUGUUACUUUUGUUGAUCAAGCUCUAAACACAAUAGCCAUAGCUGGACCACUGAGUUUAAUAUCGAAAACCUUAUGUAAGAAAAAUAAGAUUGCUACCACUGUGUGACUAGUAUCUACCUUCUAAAUAAUCCAGAAUGGCAUUUACAUGUAACACUAAUGUUCUCCAUGUCAGUAAUGUCCGUGUUCCUCCACUAUUUUGUAUAUGUAACCACAGCUCUAAUCUCCUCUAACAUAAUCAAGAUGUCCUUAGUAUAAAAGGAAAGACUACUAAUCAUGGAAAUCAAAUCAUUCAACAUCAUAAAUCCAACUAACAAGUUGAAGACUGAGUGGGAAAUUCUUCCUAGUACAUGAUAAAUCCUUGAUCCUUCCACAUACAUGGUUGAAACUCACAGGAUGAACAGACAUAUUUACAAACACAUGAUAUGCAUUAUCCAAAUCAACCGCAUAUCAGGCAUCAUAAGGAAGAAAAAAGAGAGAGGAAGAAUUGGUCAGAAGAACCGUACUUUCUAG